This is a messenger RNA of Adineta ricciae, 1770 nucleotides long. The record is from the annotation of a GenBank genome assembly. NCBI's taxonomy places the organism in Eukaryota, Metazoa, Rotifera, Eurotatoria, Adinetida, Adinetidae.
AUGGCUCUCUCAACAGCAUCUCUCCAAAAUGAAAUUGACGACCUAACUCGACGUCAUACAACAUUUAAACAGAAAUGGUUGAAUAAACAGCGUACUAUUUCUGAUUUACUUGCAUCAGCUGUUGUCGUAUGUCAAACAAGUGCUAACGAUAUUCAUCCUUCUGAACGACAAGUCUCAUCAUCAAAUGUUGACGAUGAUUCACAUUUCGAACAUCGACUCGUUGAUUAUGUUAUUAAGCAUGCACCGAUUUCAAUCACUGAUCUUGGCCAAAUAUUUUCCAAAGAUGAUGAACACAUUAAAAAAUCCUUGAAGAAUUUGAAGAUUAAACUUGAUACUGAUGAGAAGAUCGUUUUACCUCUUAAUUACACUGAUUUAUCAUCCAAUUCAACUACAUCUAAAUCUUCUGUAAGUCCGUUAAAACGUUCUGUUCCAUCAUGGAUGGAUGUACCGACACGAUACGGCCCAUCAGUCCGUGACCGUACACCGCGACAGCUAGUUCAAUUACUUUCACAUCCAACUGCAUGUGAAUCUCAACGAGAAAGUUUCAAUGUUGAAAUGGAUCGAUUGCUUCAUCGGCAAACUGCUAUGGAGAAAAUGUUAGCACGUCGUUUUCAAACGGAUGACAUAAUCCAAGAAUAUUGUCAAUAUACAACACGUGAUGAAUGUCCCUUUGCAAAUCCUCAUUCAUAUCGACAUUCCCGUUCACCAUCAACAUCAUCUGAUAAUGAACAAAAGCUAUCAGACGAUGAACUAUCAGCGAGACGGAAGAGAAAACGAGAUGAUUCUAACGAAAUCAAUGAUUCGAGCAAACGCUCGUCGUAUCAUCGUCGGAAAAAUGGACGCAAUUCAAAUACUUGUGGCAAAGUACAUUUUCGACGUUUAAUCAAAUCUCACACAGAUAAUUCACUUGGUGAUUGUUCAUUUUUAAAUACUUGUUUUCAUAUGGAUACAUGUAAAUAUGUUCAUUAUCAAAUUGAUAAAACAAAUUUCGUUCCAUCAUCUACCAAUAAUCAGAAACCAAAUCGUCAUUUACCUAUUGUCGAACGAAUUAGUCCGGGUUCGGUUCCACCUCAAUGGGUUCAAUGUGAUCUACGUCAAUUUGAUAUGUCCGUACUCGGAAAAUUCUCUGUGAUCAUGGCGGAUCCACCUUGGGAUAUUCAUAUGGAAUUACCCUAUGGAACUAUGGCUGACGAAGAAAUGAGAAAGCUCGAUAUACCUUCGUUGCAAGAUGAUGGGUACAUAUUUCUAUGGGUAACGGGUCGUGCAAUGGAGUUAGGUCGUGAAUGUUUACGUAUUUGGGGCUAUCAACGAUGUGAUGAAAUUAUUUGGGUGAAAACUAAUCAAUUACAAAGGAUUAUCCGUACCGGUCGAACAGGUCAUUGGCUUAAUCAUGGCAAAGAACAUUGUCUUGUUGGUGUCAAGGGCUCUACAGCUGGUAUGACGCGUGGUCUAGAUUGUGAUGUGCUUGUUGCCGAGGUACGUGCAACAUCUCGGAAGCCGGAUGAAGUUUAUGGUCUCAUUGAACGUUUAUCCCCUCGAACACGGAAAGUAGAAUUAUUCGGACGGCCACAUAAUGUUCAACCAAAUUGGAUUACACUUGGAAAUCAAUUGGAUGGCGUUCGUUUGGUUGAACCCGACGUCGUUCGACGAUUUCGACAGAGAUAUCCGAAUGGAUACUCUAUGACUUCAACUAAUCAGCAGCAUUCAUCUCAACCGCAGCAACAUGAUGGAAAAUCAGCAAUGAACAAUCUUCAUCUCAAUUCCAAAUAG